Molecule: messenger RNA, 6472 nt
Organism: Planococcus citri (citrus mealybug)
Lineage: Eukaryota; Metazoa; Arthropoda; Insecta; Hemiptera; Pseudococcidae
Exons: 14
Coding region: 368-2476 (702 amino acids)
Source: RefSeq, a predicted model, not a curated record
AUUGAGCACUUUGAGAAUUUCUGAAGCUGCUCCGGCGUGUGUUGUGUUUGAGUAUUUUUUAGCUCAACAAAUUUUGAGUUAAACUUGAUUUUGCAAAUUUGAGUAUUCACAGUGAAGCUAAAUGAAUCGACUUUUGCAUCUAGAAAGAUCAGUUUGUGUUUUAGAUACUCAACAGAUGAACUGAUCAAGUCCCGCUGAAUUCGAAAUUUCGAAAAAUCCAUCUCCAUUUCACAUUUUUUCAUCUCGAUUGACGGAUUUCACGUUGAUUCGAUGGUUAUUUGAGUAGUUAUUUCUCCAUUUGAUUUCCUGUCCAAUCCAAUCUGCUAAAGAAUUCGAGCUAUGAGAACUGUUCGUUGAUAACUUCAUCAUGAGUAAAAAACCCGACGCAGACUUCGUCUUUAAUAUUCAUCCUGUCAAGCAAGCACUCACACAUAGUUUUCUACUGAGACAAUACAGACAUCAUGUUUUCGCCGGAUUGAAUACCCACACCGAUGCUAGCUUGGUGAACGACCCCGACGACGCUAGCAACUUCUAUCAACCUCCUCCAGUCAUAAUCAAGAAACCGAUACCUUGUCUAUCUACUACUUAUGUACCAGAUCAAGAAUACCCUUGUAACGGUGAUUGUGUUUUGAAACUAGUCAAAGAGAAAUUAUCGUGGAAGAGAAAAGAUAAACUGUGGAAAAAUUUAGCCAGAAAGUCUUUAAGAAGUUAUGAUAUCAUGGAUAAAAUACGUACUGAAUUAAAGAGAGAUGAUUGUAUAAAUUCGUUACCCUAUGUUAUUACCAGAUUAGUUAAUCACGCUUCCCAUAACCCGGAUGAACAUUUCGAAGGGGUUUACAACUGGUAUUAUGGGAAUUCUAUCGCAACUGCGGAUUUCGGUGGACAAACGUGUCUUUUAUUCGCUGGAGGGAAGCAAAGACACGAAUUUUAUUUUUCAUUCUACGAUCGAUCCAGUGCUUCGGUUGCAGUUCCUGAAGUUUCUCCCAAGAUGAAAAUACCUCUUGCAGAAGAUACUCCUAUCUACGAUAUUAUUCCUGGAAAAGAUUACAACAGCGUCGGCGUCAGGCAACGUAACUAUUGUUACUUCUUUGUGUACGAUGACAAUAACGAAGAUAUCGUAUUGAACAAAUGUCUAAAAGUGAAAAAAAACGAACAUCCUUUCGUCGGUAUGGACUCCUUCGAACGUGAAUUUUGUACAAUCGAUUCUGGCAGAUAUGUUAAUUUAUGGUCACCUCAUGUUAGAAAAGACCCAAUCUGCUCAUUUACUUUACCUCCGAGUGAUACCAGUUUACCAGAUAAAUUCGCUAGGAUCAGAUACUCCGCAACAGCAAAAUCUCAAGCGUUGACCAUUAUCGAUAGAAAACAACUGUAUUUUUACGAUGACAGGAUCAACUUUGAGAAACCAGUUUCGGUUUUUGAUCCUUCGAAAAUGGUCGAAUUAUGCGAAGAUCUAUGUUUAUUGGUUCCUUCUCUAGUCGAUAAUUAUUGGUAUCUCGGGUCGACUCAUUCGUGUCUGAUGUUCGAUGCCAGAGCUGGAUUUGUUCAAAAAUGGACCCAUAUGUUGUCACAAUCGCCUAGUGUCGGAUCGACUAUACGAAUCAAUAAAGAAAAAGCAUCGCUCAAGGAGUGUUUCUUAUUGGGAACUCAAAGUACAGGCGAAAUUGUAGCUAUUUAUAAUAAAUGGACUGCAAAUGGCCCCAAGUCCGACGUGUUACCUGUUGAAGUUCCUAAUAGAAUCGAUACGUUGCACGAAGCUCGAUGCAAUAGCCUAUUAACAGAUCCUUCGUUAACCAAAAAAUUUUCACACAGUCUCAUCGGUAUAGCUCCUUACAAGAAGAAAAAAAGAAUAGGUUUAUUUUCAUUAUCCAGCACCGGAGACGUUUAUCAUCAGUGUAUUCAAAAACGAUCCAGUUCUUCACCUUGGCGUCCCGAAGAGCAAACCAAACUCCAAGAAGUUGAACUGAAUCAUUUAAAAGACUGGCAAACUGGUUACCUGCGAGAUGAAAAAAAGCAAAAAAGUACAAUAACGGUGACUCGCGUAGUCAACAUGAGACCUUUUUCAGAAAAUAUUCCAUUCCAUAAUCCUGAAAUACCUACUUACAAUCGACCUGAUUUAAGCGGCAGAGCUAUAUGGAAAAAAUCGAAAAAAACCUUGGAAUCGUUUCGAGAUUUUCUAACACCCACCCUCCUCCAUGAUUUUGGAAUAGAUGAACAAUCAGAAUGGGGCUCCGAAGAUGAAGAGCAAUUUGAAACGGUACCGAAUGUUACUACAUCGAGCUAUGGAAAAGUUAGCGUCUGGUUGAGCUCGGUCAAAACCGAAGAAAUGGAUAAUUUCGUCGACGUCGAUGAACUGUUCGUGAAAACCGAAGAACCAAAGGAAGAAGAUAUCGAGCAGGAGAUCGAGGAUCUUGAGGUAUCUGUUUCUUCGGAUGAGUCGGUUGGUCAUAGCAGUCGUAUGAGUUAUGGGUUUGCUUGAUUUUUAUUGUUGAAAAGUUCGUGAUUUUUAUUGGUUUGAUGUUUUGCUAUUAUUGAUGAGGUUCUUGGUGGUAUUUUUCGUGAUAUUAAUUCUUUGUUAGAAAUAUAUGCGUACAAAAAAUGAUCCACUCUUUCAAGAUUCUUUCGAAUGGAACGAAUCGUUCAAUUGAACGGUGAGAACUGUCAUAAAAGUGCUCAAUAAGCAAUAUUGAGUUCGAGUUUUUUAAAAUUAAUUUUCUUGUUUCGUUUUUUUUUUAAAUCAUAAUUUUAUUUUGUUUGUCAAAAUGCAUUUUUAAUUCAGAUGUUCAAUUUUUUUCCAAAUUAAAAUAGUCUCAAGCGGGAAAAAAUAGAGUUUUUUUUUUAGCCAAAAAAGUCAUGUAAUUUCAAGUUCAACUUCUUACGUAAAUUAAAAAAGUAUUGACUGGAACAUUAAUUUCAAUUUGUAACGUUUUGUGUUUUUUUUUGGUAAUUUUUUUUCUUCACAAAAACGUCUUGCUCGCAUUUUACCUCUUUUUUGGUAAUUUUUUUGAGCAUUUUUGGUUUCUAAAGUUACCUUUUUUGGGGGGGGGGGAUGAAUACGAGCCCUGGCAAUAAAAUAUUGGCUGAGCAGUGGUCCCAUCCCUCCUUUACUCAUCUGUGUAAAAAAUUGUUGUUGCUGUUUUUUUUUUUUUUUUUUUCAAUAAAGUAAGGGCCUUCUUUAGUUUUUGUUUUUGUUCCAGCAGUCGAACUUGCUCUCACUAUCUAUCUAGUCCUGUUUUUGAAGAAAUUUGUGUGGGAUCGACUUCAAAUUUUAAAUUUUUUACGGUGUUCCAAUUUCUUUUUCAAGUUGAGAAGUUUGUUCCUAUUUAUGGCGAUGGGACAAAGCAAUGGUAGGUACAGAAUUUUAAAAAAUUGUUGAGAUUUAAAAUUUUCGACAUCAGAGAAGGCUUUUUAUUUUACUGCACCCUUUUUAAAAAAACAAUGUGAGCAUAUUUGGCAAAGCAUGGCAAAAGCUCAAAUUUUUAGAAAUUUUUUCGGAUUUUGGCAUCAAAAGACGAGUUUUUUCACCAUCCCUCUUUUUUUCUGGCCAAAAAAAAAAUUAGAAAGAGCCUGUUUUUUUUUUGUUUUUAAUAGAAACUUAUUGGAAUUUGUCCAAGCAACAGGGAUGAGACCCCGGACAAUUUUUUUCGGGUUCCAGGUUUCGGGGCAUGGGCUUUCAAUCAAAAAUUUAUUAGGUCUUGGGCUCGGAUUGGAGCUCAGGAAACUUUGAGUUUAGGUUUCAGGGCUCAGUGUCCAGGGCUUGAAUGAAGUGUUCAGGGCUUUUCGGGGCUUGAAAUUGAGGGGUCAUGGAAAAGGGGCCUUUGUCAUUUUUUUUGUUUUUUUUUUCGUUUACAAUUUUGAAUGUAUUAAAUUUUUUUAUCAAUUUCACCAUAUUUCAGUGAUAUUGAACUGUUCUUACAUGAAAAAAAAAACGAAUUGGAAAAUGUUAGCUUGUAGAAACAUGUUUCAAGUCUAUUCGAUGAUUCGACCUUAUAAAAAUCAGUGAAAAAAAGUUGACUAAAGCCCCUUUUCCAUGAAGCCCCUCAAUUGCAAUUUCAAUUUUAACGAAGAAUAAAGUAAAAUCUAAUUUGAUUUUCUGUUGAAAAAAAAAACAUUUCAAGAGCAGAUUUCGAUUGCUUUUUUCAAAAUUAUUUGAAUGAAACAGUUUUUUUUUUUUUUUUUUAAAUCAGAAUUAAAUUUUUUUGAAAUUUUUAAUUAUUGUCCAAAUUUUUCAAGUAUUAUUUUUCAAAGAACAAUGAACUACCUACAUAUUAUUAUAAAUAAUGUACCAAAAACAAAAAAAACCACUCUUGAGGUGUCACUCCCGAAAUCGGCUCAAAUGUAGAUAAACUCGUUAAACAGGUCGAGUAUAAUACACAACUCGAUUUUUAGUUGCCCAACUUCAUAUUCACGCCUUCUGGAGCAAAUUCAAAAUUCUGGAGAAAUUGAAAAUUCGCGCUGGAGGCUCCAGAACGGCUGGAAAUGGUGAAAUUUGAAUUUGGGUAAUUAAUAUUAGUUUUGAGACUUAUUUCGACCAUUUUUAUUGAUCAAGUACGUAUUUUUAAAAAAAGCAUAAAUUGCCAAAAACAGUCAAUUUUGAAUUUUCAAAAUUCGCCAAAAAUCGAAAAAUGAACUUGGGCAGCUGAAAAUUUGGUUUUGGGGGUUUUAGACUAUGUUCUUUCCAAAAAUCGCAGUCGCGUUCAAAUAGGAGUGUGACACCUCAAGAGGUUCCCUUAUUAGCCGAAAAGGUCAUGCACCUAAUUUCAAGUUCAACUUUUUACGUAAAAAUUAAAAAAUUAGACUAGAACAUUCCUUUCCAAUAUUUUGUAACUCUGUUUUUUUUGUUGUAAUUUUUUCUGCAUGAAAACGUUUUGCUCGCGUUUUUUAUCUCCUUUUUAGUUACUUUUUUGAGCAUUUUUGAUUACUAACGUUGCCUUUUUGGGGGGAGGGGGGAGGGGAUGAAUACGAGCCCUGGCAAUAAAAUAUUGGCUGAGCAGAAGUUCCAUCCCCAUCCCUCCUUUACUCAUCUGUAUAAAAAAUUGUAUUAUUGUUGUGCUUGUUGUUUUUGAAUGAAGAAAGGGCCCUCUAUGGUAGGUAUUUGUUUUUGUCCCAGAACUCGAACUUGCUCUAAUGCUCUCACUUCUAUCUAGUCCUGUUUUCAAAAAAAUUUGUGAAAUUGACUUCGAAUUAUUAUAAUUUUUUUUCUGUGUACAUAUGUAUUUCUUUUUCAAGUUAUAAAGCUUGUUCCUUAUGUUCCUAUUUAUGACGAUGGGGCAAAGCGAUGGUAGGUACAGAAUGUCAAAUUUUCAACUUCAGAGAAGGCUUUUUAUUCAAUUGCACCUUUUAUAAUUUUUUUUUUUUUUGUUACAAUUACCUAUUGAAAAGGAACAAUAACUUACGCGAUGGUGAGGCCAUAGGAACAUAUUUGGCAAAGCGUGGCGAGAACUCAAAUUUUUAGAAGACAGAUUUUGGAAUCAAAAAUCAGAAGAAGAGUUUUUUCGUUUUUCUUUUUUUUUUCUGGCCCUAAAAAACCUAGAAAGAACCUGUUUUUUUUUGUUUUUUUUUUUAAAUAGGUACAUACAUAGAAAUUUAUUGUAAAAGAAUAACGAAUCCAGUUGCAUCGACUAUAUUUUGUCCAAGCAAAGCUGUGGUGUAAAUUUAUUGAAAAAUUCUAGAUUUUAGCAUCAACCAACUCUCAUUACUCUAUUACCCUUGUUGAAGUAAAAUGUAAAUGAAAUUACGUUGAUAAGAUUUUAACAGGGUGGAUUUUGAGUGAAUAAUUUCUGCAAUGCCCAAUUUUGUGUGCUCUCAAUCAACAAAUAAAGCUCACCUCAAAUUCAAAACCUGGAAAAGUUAUUUUUUGUUCUUUUCUCAUGUCAUUCGCGAAUUCAUACUAAGUGGCUGACAUCUGGCGGAUUUUUGCGUAAAUGCUGAAAAGGGGGAACUGUGCAAAAUUGUGAUAAGACAUUUUUAUAUUGUGGAAUAUUUUUUAACUCAAAUUUGCAACUGAAUGAUUCAGAUUUGAGUAAUUGAAAAAAUUCAUGACACCAGAACUCAUUUGCAAACGUAUUUUAAACAAAAAUGAGAAAAUUGUAUAUCAGCAAAAGAGUCGUUUAAUGUCUUUGAGUAAAGAAAAAAAAUUGUUGGCCACUAAAUUAUUAAUUUUUGCGUUGUGAAUUGUAAUCUGAUUGGUCAAUAGUCUCCAGUUCCCCCUUUUCAGACAAUAACAACAGCGAUCCAAGCGAUUCGUGAAUUCGCGAAUUGUCUUACGUUCUACAUUUUUAAUUUUUUUCGUGAGCAACUGAGCAUCAGUUUUUCAGUUUUAUAUUUUUAAUUAUGUCCGUGAAAAAUUAAUUGUAAGUUUGUAACCAACGAAACUAAAAUAAAAUGUGAUAUAUUUACCUAUACUAAUUAGGUAAACUAGUAAUUAAAUAAUUAAAUAAAUAAAAUAAUGAAUAAAAAUUUUCGUGAUUUUUCA